AUGCUGGCGACGGAGGGUGAGGUUGGGAAAAUUUACGUUGUGGACGCCGCCACGUCGCGGCGGUACCGCGUGGCCGUGGCGCUGCAGCCUGGCAACCGCUGCAUGACACGUGUGACCGCGCGGGAUCUGCAGGGCGAGCUUGAGCGUCUGUGCGGCCUCACGGAGUUUUCGCUGCAGCUGGACGGGCUGCCGGUCGCGCCGGAGAUGGUGUUGCCGGCGAGUGUCGUGCUGGUCGUGACACCUACUGGCGGGGCGUGCAGCGUGGCAGAGACGGCGCGGCACAUCGUCAAUCGGGAGUCGGACCUUGCGUAUCAUCAGGCGACGCCUGCUGCAGCGGCAGAAGUGCGGGCGAAAGAGGCGCUCUGCUGCGGCGACACACUCCCAUCGACUCCUCCUACAAAGACGCAUGUGGAACGCAUUAACGACCACGUCGCUCCCGUCACGGGGGGAACGCUGCAGCCGGGGGAGGAGGCGGAUUGUCGCCCUCUCACAAGUGCGGAGGUGCGUACGCUCACAGAGGUCAAGGCUGCAUACGCACGGCUCCAGAGUGAGGUGCUCGCUGCCGCCGCGCGGCGGCAGCGGGAGCGAGAGCAGAAGCAGCAGCAGGACCAGCAACGUGCUUCCCAGCAGCUUGCACAGCUUCAGCAGCACCUGGGAGAGUGCCAAGCGAGCCUCCAAGGUGUGCGCGAGGAGCUUUCUGCUGCGCGUGAGGCUCACGCGCAAGUGGAGCAGCGCUUGUCGGACACAGGGAGGCAAGCUGACGCCGCAAGCACUAACGCCGCAGCUGCGACGCGUCGAUUAGAUACGGCCAAAGAGCGGAUCAUGCACCUGCUUGCCUCGCUACCGCGUCACACACAUCAAAUGCGUGGAACAACCGAAGAUGACAUCGAUGACGAGACACUGGUGCAGCGGCUUAUUUCUUCCUCGGCCCAUCGUCAGCGAUCUCUACUACGUCUCCAAGAGUUGGUUCAUGAGAGAGCAUGCGCCCAAUCACAGCUGCAGCGUCUGGAGCAACAGCAGCGGCGCCUCCGGUAUGAUGUGGAGGAGCACAAAGGCGCUGUGCGGGUCGUGGUUCGCAUGCGGCCACGCGUGGCCGAGGAGGCAUCGUUGGGCCGCGAACUAAUAGAGGAGGGUGACGUUGCUCUCGACGAGAAACAUGGAACCAUUACUGUGACGUCCCCCUCCACUGGGAAGCGUGCUUUUGAGUUCUUCUCUGCCUACGGGCCAGCGUCUGACAGCGGUGAUGCAUGCGCGGAGAGUGAGCGGCAACAGCAGUGUAUCUUUGAUGAGCAGGUGCAGCCCCUGCUAGAGCUGUGUGUGGCCGGGACUAAUGCCACCAUCUUAGCGUACGGUCCCACCGGCAGCGGAAAGACGUUCACGAUUGUUGGCCGAGACGGCGUCUUGAGCGACACAGGCGACUGCGACAGCGACGGGCUGCUGCCACGCAGUGUUCGUUGGCUAACUAACAAACUACAGCAAGGUGAAUGCUGGCGAAUUCUCUCAUUGCACUUGUCGGUGGUAGAGCUAUACAACGACCGCAUCUUUGACCUCUUGGCGACGCCCACGGAGGUGACGAAAAAGUGCCUUGAUUGCCGAACGCACGCGACCACGUCGGAACCACCCUCGACUCGAGUAGCCAUCACUGACUGGGCGUGUGCGGUGCGCGCCUUUAAUCAUGGAAUGAAUCUUCGAGAGACACACACGACCUUCCGCAAUGCGGCAUCAAGUCGAAGCCAUCUGUUUGCUACAUUUUGGAUACAGUCAGAAGCUGCCAUUGAUGGCUGUCCGAUCAACUCUAAGCUCAUGUUCUGCGACUUGGCUGGGAGCGAGCGUGUGUCACAAUCACUUGCCAGUGGGGAGCGGCUGAGGGAAGCGCAAUACAUCAACAAGAGCCUCUCCGCCAUUGGCGAUGUCCUGUGUGCCCUCACUUCAGCAAACGCGGGUGCUGCCCCACCCCACGUGCCGUAUCGAAACAAUAAGGUCACGCAGAUGCUACAAGGCUCGAUGGGCGGAGACGCAAAAACGCUACUUGUGGCCUGCAUAUCCCCUCAUACGCCUCGGAUAACGAAAAUAUCAGAAACACUGUCAACGCUGCAGUUUGCAAGCCGUGCGAAACGGGUCUACAACAAAAUGCAGCCACCACAAGGCACCAAUGCGAUUCUAAUGGAUAAUUUUGCAUAG
This is a messenger RNA of Trypanosoma grayi, 2181 nucleotides long. RefSeq names its product kinesin-14. Gene Ontology annotation, biological process: microtubule-based movement. The transcript has a single exon. NCBI's taxonomy places the organism in Eukaryota, Euglenozoa, Kinetoplastea, Trypanosomatida, Trypanosomatidae. The record is from RefSeq and is a predicted model, not a curated record. The coding region runs from base 1 to 2181 and encodes 726 amino acids. Gene Ontology annotation, molecular function: microtubule motor activity; microtubule binding; ATP binding.